Molecule: messenger RNA, 2972 nt
Organism: Homarus americanus (American lobster)
Lineage: Eukaryota; Metazoa; Arthropoda; Malacostraca; Decapoda; Nephropidae
Product: TBC domain-containing protein kinase-like protein
Exons: 20
Coding region: 165-2873 (902 amino acids)
Biological process (GO): activation of GTPase activity; protein phosphorylation
Molecular function (GO): GTPase activator activity; protein kinase activity; ATP binding
Source: RefSeq, a predicted model, not a curated record
GGACAUUACACGAACCAUGUGGAUUAUAAACAUUUCUCUCCACUCUCAGCUUUUAUGGAUGCGUCGGCACCAACCAAGAUCCAACGCCACAAUGUAUUCAUCUCAGUGAUUACAUGAUUACAUAAAGAGUCUGUUGUUUCUGAGAAGAACCCUUACGUAUUACAAUGUACCCAGUUAGUCCAAAGUUGGGUCUAGCACACCUUGGUGCAUCCACUUUCUUUGCCUCAGCUCACCCUAGUGAGUCAUGUGGCAGCAAUGGGUUGCCCCUCACACCAAAUUCAAUCAGAAUCUAUGGUCGAGCUCGAGCAUUACACCUUAUCAACCAUCCGCACUUGUGCUCCUAUGUGGAUAUUCAUAGGGGAAAACAUGAGAGAAUAAUGGUGAUACAAGAGUAUUAUCUACUGAACUUGAGGACUGCUGUGCAGAAAUACUCUGAGUUUAGGAGUUACCGAGGCCUGGCCAAGUUAGCUCAUCAGGUACUUCAAGGCCUCGUAUACCUUAACAACUUUGGAACUGUCAACUGUAAUUUAAGCCCAGAUAACAUCUUGAUAGAUCCAUGUGGUCGAACCAAACUGUACAACUAUGGUCUUCAUUAUAUGACAGAAGCAGCCACUGCUGUAUCCUUUCCUCUAGGGAGUAUCCAGUACACUGCACCAGAAAUCCUACUCCAGGGAGGAAGUCAAGAAGGAGGUGCUGGUGGUGCUACUGUGUCUGGUAAUCCAGCUUGGGAUGUUUGGUCCCUUGGCAUAAUUCUGACUGAGAUUAUUAUGGGAUGCUCGGUGUUUGGCAGGCACGAAAAAGUUGAACGAUUAGUUUCAGAGGUUUUAAGACUCUCUCUAGCAAGUGAUCCACUCCUUCAUUUGGCACAGACUCAUGACGCUGUAGAAAAGAUUAACAGGCUGCCAGAGGACAUGAGAGGAUUUCUGCAGUUGUGUCUGACAGUGGAUCCGGAGGACAGACCGGUGCCUCGUAACCUCCUCUCCCACUCGCUUUUCCAACCAUUUGUCAUGUCAGCCUCUCUCAUACCUGUUCCUCCCCACUUUCCAGUUAUUGAUCCUUCACUCUGUCUUAUAGAUUUUUCACAGUAUAAGGCCAAGCUGGGAUUGUUAGAAAGUGAAGGGGAUCACCUUACUGACUAUCCGCUUGUACCUGAUAAUGAUUCGGCUCAGCAGACGCAAACAGAUGAGAAACCAAGACUGAGAAAUGGAAGGAGAGACCAACUGUGUGAACGUCCUAUGAGGGAGGUGUAUCAUCUGUGGCAGCUGGCUGGUGGCAACGUAGAACAAGAACUGAAGAAACAAAAACUUGUCAGAAUCAAACCAGCCAUACUUACCCUACCAAGUGUGAUGGUGGUAGAGGGAGAGGUGUUUGGGGGAGGCAUCCACCGUCGUCAGCUGCUGGAAACGACCACAAUCAUCUUGCCACUACAUAAUCUGCGUAACAGACUAGCUCACAUUCCUCCUGAGAAGUAUUAUCCUCUCAUUACUCAAGGGGAAUGUGGUACAGAUGAACUGGAAACAAGUCAACUUCCACUAGUAAUACGAGAACGAGAUGUGGAGUACCAGUUUCACCGUCUGCUCAUAUUUGAAAGAUUACUCCAGUCAUACCCAUUCAAGGCAGAGAGUAUCCUGCGUGAAGCUAGAAAAGACACCCCUCCAUUUUACCGAGCACUGGUUUGGGCAUCACUUCUUGGGGUCGAUGGUCCUGUGGCACAGACUUACCAACAGAUUGACAAGGAAACGCCAACCCCAACAGACAGACAAAUUGAGGUUGAUAUUCCCAGAUGCCACCAGUAUGAUGAGUUACUGUCAUCACCACAAGGUCAUGCCAAAUUUACACGUGUUCUGAAAGCCUGGGUCGUCUCACAUGCUCAUUUAGUGUAUUGGCAAGGACUGGACUCCCUCUGUGCACCUUUCCUUUAUCUCAACUUCAACAAUGAAGCCUUGGCAUAUGCUUGUUUGUCUCAGUUUAUCGACAAAUACCUACACAAGUUCUUCUUGAGGGACAACAGUGCUGUGAUACAAGAAUACUUGGCAAAGUUUUCCCACAUGAUUGCCUUCCAUGACCCACAACUGUUUAACCAUCUGGAUAACAUUGGCUUCAUACCUGAGCUGUAUGCCAUUCCUUGGUUUCUCACAAUGUACACACAUGUGUUUCCACUCCAAAAGAUCUUCCUGUUAUGGGAUACCCUGCUUUUAGGCGAAGCAUCUCUGCCAUUAUGUAUAGGAGUGGCACUUUUACGACAGUUGAAAGAUAGACUUCUUCAAUUUGGCUUCAAUGAAUGUAUUCUUCUUUUUUCUGAUAUGCCAGACAUUGAUAUGGAACGAGUUGUCCGUGAAUCAGUUCAAGUGUUCUGCUCUACUCCCCCAUCUGUGACAUUUCGACAACAUGAACGACCCAGACCAGAUCCCAGCAAACUUAAUUCAUCUCCUCACCUUACUGAGGCUUGUCAAGAUUUGGUGAUGGAUGCAGUACCAGUGGUUGAACUUAAGAGAGAAAAAUGCCCUCGAGCUUGUGGUGCUGACUUACUAGAGCUUUUGGCACACAAGAGAAGUCGAAGUGGUCGAGCGAAAGUUUUAGUGGUAGAUAUCCGAUCACCUGAUGAAUUUGCCCGUGGAAUGUUAACAGAUGCAAUAAACUUGCCUGCAGAGUCCUCAAUAACAUCUGAAGGCUUGUUAAACCCCAGUUCCCAGACUGAUAUACUCAAUUCCUACCGUGGUAAAAUAAUUUGUGUUAUGGGAUCUCGCAACAACUGGGAGCAAGUAGUAAAGUUUGCAGAGACCCUCUUGGCUCAAGAGUUUCCAAGAGUUUGCACACUACAUCAAGGUGUGGAAGUUUUCCGUGCAUCAGGAGCUUUGGUUGUACGAUCAUGAGCUUCAUACCUUCCCUUUCAAUGUAAAGAUAUGUUGUAAAUAUAAUUGUGUACGUAAUUUGAAAUAAAUAGGAAUGACUGUACAUGUGUCAUUAUUGAA